Molecule: messenger RNA, 300 nt
Organism: Linum tenue
Lineage: Eukaryota; Viridiplantae; Streptophyta; Magnoliopsida; Malpighiales; Linaceae
Source: the annotation of a GenBank genome assembly
AUGGUGGAGUUAGCUCAGAGGCAUCAGGUGGAGAACGGAUCUUUCAAGAAUGGGACUUUUUCUGAGCUUCAGUACAUGAUGGAGGAGAGGGCUCCUGGUUGCGGUGUCAGAGUUGAACCACACAUUCGUAGUAGGCACAAGUUGCUCAAGAAGGACUUCCAUGCUGUGCACUUGCUGCGUAAUCAAAGCGGAUGUGGUUGGGAUGAAGUAACAAAGACACCUACACUGGAUGAUGAUGUCUUUGAGAAUAUCGUGAAGGUAAUUUGUCACUUUAACCCAAAUUGCAUCAAAUAUCAGUGA